AUGACUGUUCCUUCCACUCCUGUCCAAGCGUACGAUCCACCAAACGGUCGUUCGUCUCCAUCUUCAUUACCUUCCCCUCCCGUCUCACCCCGAUUCAAUCCAGGUCCAAAGCUGCAAUCAAGGUCUUCUUCAUAUUCUCGACCAACAACACUCAGACCGCAUCUGCGACGAUCUAAACCAUCCUUAUUAGACGAACUAUUACCCACACCUACAACUUUCAAUACUCCCAAUCAAACAGAUUCACUCUCGCACGUAAUUCGAAGAGCAGGAUCAGUGGCUGUUAUUACGAUCUUCUUGCUUUCAAUAACAUUCAUGGCUAGUACAACAACCACGUCCCCAGCUGGGAUCCUAAAAGGUGGAGCAAAGGGUUUGAAGGAAGUUUUCGGUGUUGGUAAUCAAGCUGAUGUAGGAAGUUGGAUAAGUCAAGAUAUACAAUCGUCAACUCACAAUAACGAUGACAGUCAAGAAGACAUCACUGGGAGUGAAGGUAUUUCAGAUACAGAUAGUGAAUCUGAACCGAGUGAUGAAGUCAGACCUGAUGUCGAUUUUGAUCACUAUAAAAUGCUUCGAACUUUACCUUCCGAAAAUAUAGAUAUAACAUCAAAGGGUAAAAGGUUGAUAUUCAUUGGUGAUAUUCAUGGAUCAUAUGAUCCCUUCAUUCGAUUAAUGGACAAAAUUUCUUAUUCACCAUCUACUGAUCGACUGAUUCAUGUCGGAGACUUAAUAGCUAAAGGAUCCAAACAUAAUGAGGUCUUAUGGUGGAUGAACGAAAGACGUAUAUUAGGUGUUAGAGGCAAUCACGAUCAAGCUGUUAUUCAGUGGAGAGGUUGGAUGGAAUGGGCAGGUGGAGAAGACUGGGAAGCAUAUAUCGAUAGUCUAUCUUCUGGUGACGAAGAUGGUGCGAUCAAGGCUACGGCUAAACAAGGAAAGCAAUGGCCUAGAGAUUGGAAAUGGAAAGGUGAACAUUGGGAGAUUGCUAGAGCGUUACCAAAGAGAUUAUAUCUAUAUCUUCUGGAUCUUCCUCUAGUCAUUCAUUUACCUUCACUCCAUUCAAUCGUAGUUCACGCUGGUAUAUUACCUUUAGAUCCAUUACAACCAUCUUCAUCACCCGUUCAACCUUUGAUUCAGUUUUCCAACUUUUCAACCAUGACAAAAGAUAUGGAUGUUGAAUCCAUAAGGAAUUCAGAAGAAGUAUCACUCUUGUUUGAUAUACCACAAAAUGCCGUUCCGUGGAAUUUACUCAAUAUGCGAGGUGUUUUCACCAAAGGUAAGAAGAAAGGUAAAAUCACAAAAUCAGGUAAAAAAGGAACCCCGUGGUCCGAUAUCUGGUCAAAACAAAUGAAAAGAUGUAAUGGUAUUGGAAAAUGGACAAUUGACGGUAUGGGUGAAAAACAAAUUGAAAAUAUCAACAACAUAAAUGAAGAUAUCGAAAAUCAAGAAGAUACUGAAGUUGAUGAAGUCGAUCAUCCCUCUACUACCAAGACCAAGACAAAAAGACAAAAACCAGGUACACCAAACGAAUUGCAAAAUGAGAAUUCAGAUGAUCAACAAAUAGGUUGUUCUCCUGUUACCGUUAUAUACGGACAUGCAGCUGGAAGAGGAUUAGACAUUAAACCUUUCAGUAAAGGUUUAGAUACUGGAUGUGUGUACGGUCGUCAACUCACUGUAAUGGUCUUGGGCGACUUAAAAGGUCUUAAAGGUGACAUGGUCAGAGUAGGUGACCAUCAAGGUAUCUUGGUGAACGAACAAUGUGGUGAGGGUGGUACAUAA
Molecule: messenger RNA, 1770 nt
Organism: Kwoniella shivajii
Lineage: Eukaryota; Fungi; Basidiomycota; Tremellomycetes; Tremellales; Cryptococcaceae
Exons: 6
Coding region: 1-1770 (589 amino acids)
Biological process (GO): polyphosphate catabolic process
Cellular component (GO): cytoplasm
Molecular function (GO): endopolyphosphatase activity; phosphatase activity
Source: RefSeq, a predicted model, not a curated record